This is a messenger RNA of Anopheles coustani, 969 nucleotides long. It is a transcript of the gene viaf, whose product is annotated as viral IAP-associated factor homolog. Gene Ontology annotation, biological process: protein folding. The record is from RefSeq and is a predicted model, not a curated record. Gene Ontology annotation, cellular component: cytoplasm. Lineage: Eukaryota; Metazoa; Arthropoda; Insecta; Diptera; Culicidae. Bases 214 to 912 code for a protein of 232 amino acids. The transcript is spliced from 2 exons.
UCCACCUUUCGGCACACAUUUCUGUUUUUCGUGAAUAUCUACAAGUUAUUACUGUAAAAUAGUGAUUAUUGACCGUCGACAGUCACUUUUAAGCAGUAUCCCGGCGUAUUUUUCCGCACCAUCCUACAAAUCUAGCUAUUUUUUUAACUUUGUGGAAGUUUUCAUUCAUCUUCACACCACAAUGCAGGCAGGUUUAUAAAACAAUGACCAUUUAUGGAAAAUCCUAACGAAGAUACUGAGUGGAAUGACAUCCUCCGAGCGAAAGGAAUCAUCCCGGAGAAGCCCAAGGAAAAGGAAAUUACCGAAGAUGAAAUCAUUGGAAUGAUAGAGAGCACUAUCGCAGAAAAGCAGAAUGGCAAAGACUUAUCGAAGCUGGAUCUCGAUGAGUUGGACGAACUGGAGGACUCUGAAGAUGAGGAAAUUUUGCAACAGUACCGUCAAAAACGCAUCGCGGAAAUGCAAGCCGCGGCAAGCAAGGCACGGUUCGGAGUGGUACGUGAAAUUUCUGGACAGGAUUACGUAGAGGAAGUGACAAAGGCCGGAGAAGGAAUCUACGUGGUAUUGCAUCUCUACAGUCGUGGAGUGCCUCUCUGCUCUUUGAUAAAUCAGCACCUGGCACAGCUAGCAGUCGCCUUUCCGAUGACCAAAUUUGUUCGAGCGAUUGCCACUACCUGCAUUGCUAACUAUCCGGAACGAAACGUGCCGACAAUAUUUGUCUACUUCGAAGGUCAGCUCAAAAAGCAAUUCAUUGGAGCGGUCGAGCUGGGUGGUACCAACUUGACAUGCGAUGAGCUUGAAUUUAUGCUCGGGCAAACGAAAGCUAUCGAGAGCAAUAUCAAAGAAGAUCCACGGGAAGCUAAGAAAAUUAAGGACAAACUUUUUGCCGAACUAUCUGACAAUAAUGAUUGGUAGGAGAAACUUGAAAGCAUUUUUUACGCGAUGAAAUAAAAUCAAGGCAUAUUUAUUGAA